UGUAUUUUCACAUGUUUUCUCCUUGAUCGAUUGAACUCAUGAAAUUUUCAUGUAAGGAUUUAGGCAAUUGUCACAGCUCUGAAUUAUUUCCUAUUAUAAGAGAAAUUUAAAAUCUCAAAUGAUGGUCCAAACCAUUCCUAAUGUCCCUCUAAAUGCAGACAGCAGAAAACUUGAGAGUAACAGCAGUCAUUAGUACGUACCCAGGAACCGGAAAAAUGCAGAGAUAUUUUGAUCUUGUCAUCAUAGGAGGUGGCAUUGUUGGCACAGCUCUCGCCAGGGAGAUGAAACUGCGUUUCCCUUCAUUGACUAUGGCCAUUUUAGAGAAAGAACACUCUGUUGGUACCCAUCAGACAGGCCACAACAGCGGUGUCGUUCAUGCUGGUAUCUAUUACAAGCCUGGUUCAUUGAAAGCUCGCUUGUGUGUGAGUGGAAUGAAGAAAUCAUACAAGUAUUUUGAUGAAAAAGGCAUUCCGUAUAAGAAGUGUGGUAAACUGAUCGUGGCCACAGAAGAGAAACAAAUCGAAAAACUAGACACACUUUACAGUAACAGCUUGCAGAAUGGUUUAACAAGUGUGAAAAUGUUACAUGGAAAUGAAAUCAAGGAAGUAGAGCCAUAUUGUAAGGGUUUGAAAGCUCUCCACUCCCCAGAGACAGGAAUUGUAGACUGGGGUAUGGUCGCAGAAUCUUACAGCCGAGACUUUGAGUCAGCAGGUGGAACAAUAAUCCCUUAUUUUGAUGUUAUCGGAAUAAUAGAAAACCAUGACACUCCAAAAAAGUCUUACGAUUUUCCAGUACGAAUCGUAGGCAGAACUAAUUCGAAUAUUUAUGCAAAGUAUGUUUGCACUUGUGGCGGUCUGUACGCUGAUAAGCUCGCGAUGAUGACUGGUUGUUCCCCAAAUCCUGUUAUAGUUCCCGUUCGUGGAGAGUACCUGAAGCUCUCUUAUAAGAAGCAGCAUUUGGUCAACGGUAAUAUUUAUCCAGUACCAGAUCCUAGAUUACCAUUUCUUGGAGUACACUUCACCCCACGCAUGGAUGGGUCAAUUUGGGUUGGUCCCAAUGCUGUUCUCGCUUUCCGCAGGGAAGGUUACAGAUGGUGGGACUUUAAAUUUUCUGAAUUAAAAGAAACUUUGUUCAGCCGUAGUUUCCAGAAGCUUGCAUUCAAGUAUUUUGCCUUUGGGACUUCGGAGAUGCUUAAAUCAAUAGUGAUUGGGUUGCAAGUUAAAGAGCUCCAAAAAUUUAUUCCAGAUAUUACCGCCAGAGAUAUUUCAAGAGGGCCAACAGGUGUUCGAGCUCAAGCUCUGGAUAUCAAUGGAGAAUUUUUAGACGACUUCUACUUCGACACAGCCAAAACUGGAGUACUUGCAGAGAGAGUGAUACACUGUCGAAACGCACCUUCCCCUGCAGCUACCUCAUCUCUAGCAAUUGCAGAGCAUCUAGCAGUAGAAUUAGAAACCCGCUUUCGUCUCAAACGCAUAGUUUCCAAUAAACAGAAGGGUGUUUCUAAGAAAUCUACUUGACUGAAAUAAAUUCUUGGAGAUCAUGCGGAUUUCAAUGCGGAGAAACUCGUUGAAACAAUGUGUACUAUGAGGAAGAGAAAUAUUAUAAUUCAUCCUAGCUGUACA
This is a messenger RNA of Bemisia tabaci, 1622 nucleotides long. The record is from RefSeq and is a predicted model, not a curated record. NCBI's taxonomy places the organism in Eukaryota, Metazoa, Arthropoda, Insecta, Hemiptera, Aleyrodidae.